Molecule: messenger RNA, 1354 nt
Organism: Prunus avium (sweet cherry)
Lineage: Eukaryota; Viridiplantae; Streptophyta; Magnoliopsida; Rosales; Rosaceae
Product: Polynucleotidyl transferase, ribonuclease H-like superfamily protein
Cellular component (GO): CCR4-NOT complex
Molecular function (GO): poly(A)-specific ribonuclease activity; nucleic acid binding
Source: RefSeq, a predicted model, not a curated record
ACUCUCUGUUUGUUCUUCUUUUUCUGCCUCUCGUUCAUUGCAGAAAGAACAAACCAAAAAAAAAAAAAACAUAAAAACCAGUUAAUAAAAAGGAAUUCAGAUUAUUGCCAUUUUGUAGACCCCAUAAAAUUUAUCUCAUUCCUCGUUCACCGACUUUACGACUCAUAUUUUGAAGCAAAUCUUGCCGACGUAUUUACGCAUCCCUCUGUUUUUCUCUUUACGAGAAACCUUACCUUUUACUUCGUUCUCUGUUGAAUCUGCGAGUCCUCUUCGUCGUAGGAUUUGUGAUUCGAAUGUUCCCCUGAUUUGAGCAGAACUGAUAGGGGUUUAUAGAUCCCGCGGAUUCAAUUGGGUCCGCUAUAUGCGUAUUUGGUUGAAUUGGUGACUUGGGUCUUCAAACCCUGCGGUUUUUAUCGAAAUUUGUUUGUGGGUUUUCACUGAGGAAUGCCGCUCUUACCGAAGCCCGAUUCGAUUCAAAUUCGUGAGGUGUGGAACGAUAAUUUUGAGGAGGAAUUUGCUUUGAUACGAAAAAUUGUCGAUGACUAUCCGUAUGUUGCUAUGGACACCGAGUUUCCUGGCACUGUUCUUCGUCCGGUGGGCAAUUUCAAGAACAGCUAUGACUACCAUUACCAAACCUUGAAGGAUAAUGUAGAUAUGCUCAAGCUGAUUCAACUGGGUCUCACAUUUUCUGAUGAGCAAGGGAAUUUACCCACUUGUGGAACUGAUAAACAUUGCAUUUGGCAGUUUAAUUUCCGGGAAUUCAAUCUCAAUGAGGAUGUUUUUGCCAAUGAUUCUAUUGAGCUUUUGCGCCAAAGUGGCAUUGAUUUUAAGAAAAACAAUGAAAAGGGUAUUGAUGCAAAGCUGUUCGGCGAGCUAUUAAUGUCGUCUGGGAUUGUGUUGAAUGAUAGUGUGCAUUGGGUCACUUUCCAUAGUGGGUAUGAUUUUGGAUACUUGCUUAAGCUUUUGACUUGCCAGAACUUGCCCGAGACGCAAGCAGAGUUCUUUAAUUUGAUCAAUAUUUACUUUCCGACAAUAUACGAUAUCAAGCAUCUGAUGAAGUUUUGCAAUAGCCUUCAUGGUGGAUUGAACAAGCUCGCAGAAUUGUUGGAAGUGGAGAGAGUUGGUAUUUGUCAUCAGGCAGGUUCUGAUAGUUUGCUUACAUCUUGUACAUUCAGAAAAUUGAAAGAGAGUUUCUUUAGUGGUUCUUUGGAGAAGUAUGCUGGUGUCUUGUAUGGUUUAGGUGUUGAGAAUGGACUAAAUUCUCUUUAACGUUGUCUGUGCCUGGUACUCGCAUCUUCAUGUACACUUUUGCAACAAGUUAAUUUAUGAAUAUAUAACAUAUUUUUAAUGAUAA